GAGGAGCGACAUGAUAUCGUCCUGUAGUGUGUGGUGGAACUGUUGGCUGAAGGUGCGGUGCUGUUGUGUUGCGUGAUUGCUGAAUGUUGAAUAAACGUUUCCCCUUUUAAUAGCUGCAUGUCGCGUCUGUCAGUGCGCGUGCGCGUAGAAAGGGCACAUUGAGUAGGAGGGUGUACACUAACGGGAUAAAGUUAAUGGGAGGAUCCCGGUGCCGGUGCGCGUGUGUUCUGUAGUGUAGUGUAGCGUCGGGUCUAGCCAUGCACCGGGGCGCGCUGCUGCUCUCCGCCGCCUCGGCGCUGCUCGUGCUCGCGCUCGUGCUCGUGCCGAGUCUGGGGUAUUUCCCGGAGGAGCGCUGGAGCCCCGAGUCUCCUCUGCUGGCUCCGCGCGUGCUGCUCGCACUGGUGUGCCGCAACUCGGAGCACUCCCUCCCGCAUGUCCUCGGAGCCAUCGACCGCCUUCGCUACCCCAAGGACCGCAUCGCUGUGUGGGUGGCGACGGACCACAACGCGGACAACACCACGGCCGUCCUGCGCGAGUGGCUCGUUAACGUGCAGAGUCUGUACCACUACGUGGAGUGGAGGCCACAGCAGGAGCCCAGCGAGUAUGAGGAUGAGGACGGCCCGAAGCACUGGAGCGACCUACGCUAUGAGCACGUGAUGAAGCUACGACAAGCAGCGCUGGACACUGCGAGGCAGAUGUGGGCCGAUUACUUUCUGCUGGUGGAUUGUGAUAAUCUUCUCACUAACCCUGAUGUCCUGUGGAAGCUGAUGAAAGAAAAUAAAACCAUCGUGGCACCAAUGAUGGAGUCCAGAGCUGCGUACUCCAACUUCUGGUGUGGAAUGACCUCUCAGGGCUACUACAGGCGCACGCCGGACUACAUGCCCAUAAGGCAUCAGGAGAGGCGUGGCUGCUUCCCCGUCCCGAUGGUUCACUCCACCUUCCUGCUGGAUCUGAGGAAACAAGCUUCCAGUGAGCUGAACUUCUUCCCCCCACACCCCGACUACACCUGGGCCUUCGACGACGUCAUCGUGUUCGCCUUCUCCGCCCGCAUGGCAGAUGUUCAGAUGUACCUGUGUAACCGAGAGACUUAUGGGCACUUCCCCGUCCCGCUGCACAGCCGUAAUUCCUUACGGGAUGAAGCGGAGAACUUCCUGCACACCCUGCUGGAGGUCAUGGUGCGCGGUUCUCCGGUGGAACCGUCGGUGUAUCUCUCUGUCCCUCGUAAGCACCCUGAUAAACUGGGCUUUGAUGAGGUGUUCAUGAUUAACCUGCUGAGGCGUCCGGAUCGUAGAGAGAGAAUGUUGAGGACUCUGUGGGAGCAGGAGAUCACCUGCAAGAUCAUAAACGCAGUGGACGGCAAGGCGCUGAAUGAGAGUCAGAUCCGUGCGUUAGGGAUCAGCAUGUUGCCGGGUUACAGUGAUCCGUAUCAUGGCAGGCCACUCACUAGAGGAGAACUUGGCUGCUUCCUGUCCCACUACAACAUCUGGACUGAGAUAGUAGAGCGAGGACUUCAGACGUCUCUGGUUUUGGAAGACGAUUUGCGCUUCGAACUCUUCUUUAAAAGGAAACUGCAGAAACUGAUGCAGGACGUGGAGGCAGAAGGACUCGACUGGGAUUUAAUUUACAUCGGGAGGAAAAGGAUGCAAACCGACGAUCCGGAGAAACCGGUUCCCAACGUACGCAACCUGGUCGAAGCCGACUAUUCCUACUGGACGCUGGGCUACAUGAUCUCGUUACAAGGAGCCAAUAAGCUGCUGAGGGCGGAGCCUCUGAGCAAAAUGCUUCCUGUAGACGAGUUUCUGCCGGUCAUGUACAACAAGCACCCAGUGAAGGACUACAUGUCUCACUAUGAGCUGAGGGACCUGCGGGCGUUCUCCGUCGAGCCGUUACUCAUUUACCCAACGCACUACACGGGCGAUCCGGGCUACAUCAGUGACACCGAGACGUCCACCGUGUGGAACAACGAGACCGUACCCACCGACUGGGACCGAGAGCGUCCGGAAAAGAACCGCGCCAUGCACUCGCACGCUACCUCUGACCUCUGACCUCUCGCACGAAGGAGCAGGGAAACCUUUACAACAUUGUUUCCCACCACUAGGCGGCGCUACUUAGCAAAAACGCACAGGGAGAGGCGUGUGUAGCAAGGAACACGCUCCGCCUGAGCAGCAAAAUCAAUGUAGCGUAAAAAACGCAGCCGACGCGAUUUUGCUCUGAGAAACAUGUACUGUUUACUUACGGAAACUCAUCGGGUAGCUAGCGAAAAGUAUUCUUAUUAGCGGUUGUGCUAGAGGCGAGACGACGAGACAGUUUUAACUUGUUCAUAUGUUUGAAUUCAAAUGACGGGUCUCAUUUCUGUGGUUUAGAGAUGCUCUGCUCUGGAUGUGGGCAUGUGGAGGGUCCGAAAAUGAAAUCUACACAAUGUUUGAUGUCUGAAGUUGCUUCUUGAUUAAUGUAGCUGAAAAGUGAAUGAAGAUUAGAGCCUCUAGUACACAUUUUCACCUUAAAACCUGGCUCGGCUCGGCUCGGUCAUCACUUCUGUGGCAUGUUAGCUUUUUAUUAGCUUUAGCGCAGCAGUAAAGAACCGAGCUUCGGACAUGCAACAUGUUCCGUCUGAUCCACUGUGUUUAGCGUAGAGAUGUAGAGUACAGUUAAGCAGACUCAUUAAGGUGGGAAUUAUGGAGACUGUAAGUAUUAAACCAGGCGUUUGGGACACUAAUUAAGUUCCGCGUUGUUGUAGAGCAUGGGAAAUGUCGAUAAAUGGGAUAAUUUAUUUUAAAUCUAAAAAUAUACAUUAUAUGGUUUCCGUACAUGUGAUCAUUCAGAACUGAGAGGACGACGUAAUUUCUCAGCUGUAUGUCGUUGUCUUAAAGUUCCAACUAUCUUUUAUUAUUAAGUUUUGAAAUUUGACCCAGAAUUUAUCGCUUCUUUUAGUUCUUUAUGGUUCCAGUAUCGCACGGUGGCUUAGUGGUUAGCACGUUCGGGGGUUCGAGUCCCAGCGUGGCCCUGUGUGUGUGGAGUUUGCGUGUUCUCCCCGUGCUGCGGGGGUUUCCUCCAGGUACUCCGGUUUCCUCCCCCAGUCCAAACACAUGCAUGGUAGGCUGAUGGGCGUGUCUAAAGUGUCCGUAGUGUAUGAAUGGGUGUGUGAGUGUGUAUGUGAUUGUGCCCUGCGAUGGAUUGGGACCCUGUCCACGGUGUACCCCGCCUUGUGCCCCAUGCUCCUUGGGAUAGACUCCAGGUUCCCCGUGACCCUGAGAAGGAUUACGUGGUAGAAGAUGGAUGGAUGAAUACUUUGUUUUCUUUUUUAUGAAUUUUUUAUUAACAUUCUGAGUAUGAUGGAUGGUUCCAGUAUGCUGCUGGUCUAGAACCACAGGUCUGUACUAAUGUUAAUGUUAAUGUUAAAGAGGGUAUUUUGGUGGAUGGUGUUGAAAUCUAACACCCCGUUAGCAAUCUUGAGGACCGAACUGAAACGCUUGACUUUCAGCUCCAGCGUGAUUCGCUCGCGUACUCGAGAGCUGUUCCGUUACUUUUAUUAUUUCUGAAUGAAUUUCAUCUCAAGAGAACUGGUGUCUGUUACCGGUGAGAACUCGGUCCUCGUGUCUUCAUCUGCUAGAUUUUUUUUUUCUUUACAAAACUUGGGAUGUUAGACAUAAAAACAAUGCAGUUAUGAGAAGACAGUAGGAAUGCAGUUAUGAGAAGACAGUAGGAAUGCAGUUAUGAGAAGACA
Messenger RNA from Ictalurus punctatus (channel catfish), 3724 nucleotides. Its product is annotated as procollagen galactosyltransferase 1. The transcript is spliced from 12 exons. The record is from RefSeq and is a predicted model, not a curated record. Gene Ontology annotation, molecular function: procollagen galactosyltransferase activity. NCBI's taxonomy places the organism in Eukaryota, Metazoa, Chordata, Actinopteri, Siluriformes, Ictaluridae. The coding region runs from base 258 to 2045 and encodes 595 amino acids.